CUGCGUCCGGGGAACGCGAUCCGUUUCGCGCCCAAGCUCAUCCACCUCUGGACCGGACUUUUUUCCGAGUAUACAGAAGAUAGGGAAAAUGGUAACUGUGGCCCUAACAGCUAGAUGGCAGUGCUGCAGUCCUUCCUUCUCCUCAGGCUUCAAAGAAGGGACACAGAUGAACAGAAUGUGCUUGUCUUUGCGGAAGUCACUGAAGCUUCAGGAUGUGGCCCUGACACUUGCAGAGGCCGAGUGGACUCGGCUGGUCCCUCCUCAAAGGGCCUUAUACAGAGAAGUGAUGCUGGAGACCUAUAAGGGUUGUGUGUCUUUGGGACUUCUAGUUCCUAACAUGGAUGUGAUUUUCCAGUUGGAAAGUGGUGAAGACCCCUGGACACUUGAUUUUCAGGGAACUGACGAGAAAGAAGAAUCAGCAUGCACUACUGCAGGUCAGAAGGCUAGAACUGAGAGCCAGGACUCAACUCAAAGGCAGAAUGUAUCUAAAAAUUCCAGUCACCAAACACUUCAAUGGAAACAAUCAGAAAAAAUGGUACCCGUGGUUGUGUAUUUGGACUUGAUAAACCUGAGGGCAGAUUGGAGAUAAAGAAAGAAAAUCCUCCCAAGGAGUCUUUGAUGGAGAACUUCUCUCCCAAGGAGAAGAGUACAGGGCCUCCCGAGAGGGCCGACCGAAUAGGGAGAAACUUUGACUGCAUCCUAUGUGGGAAGACCUUUUAUGAUCACUUAUCCCUCAACCACCAUCAGCAGACUGAUACUGGAGAGAAGCCCCAUGACUGUAAAGGUGGGGAAGCCAUCAGCUUCAGGAGCAACCUUAAUAAACAUCCGAUCUCUCACACUAAAGAGAGCCCUUCUGAGUGUACAACAUAUCAGAAAGCCGUCUAUGCCCAAUUGACCCUUACUGAACAUCAGCGGACUCACGACGAAAAGAAACCUUUUAGGUGUAAUGAAUGUGGUAAAACCUCCUCCAUCCGCUUCUCUUUAGCUCGACAUCAGAGAAUUCAUACUGGAGAAAGACCUUUUCAAUGUACAGAAUGUGGGAAAUCCUUUCGAGAGAAAGCAGUUCUUGGUCGCCAUAAGCUUACUCACAUUGGAGAGCGGCCCUAUAAAUGCAAAGAGUGUGGAAAGGCUCUGUCUAACCGCUCCUCCCUCAUUCGCCACUGGCGAGCACACACUGGAGAGAGCUCUUUUGAAUGCGACGAGUGUGGGAAAGUUUUCUUUGAUCGUUCAUCCCUCACGCAGCAUCAGAAAAUUCACAGGGAAAAGCCUUGUAAGUGCACUGAAUGUGAAAAAGGCUUUAUCCAGAAAAGGCUGCUUAUUCUACACCAGAGAGUUCACACUGGAGAAAAGCCCUAUAAAUGCAGUCUGUGUGGAAAAGCUUUCAGUUGCAAGCCAUCUAUCGUCCUACAUCAGUGCCGCCAUGCCAGUCAGGCUGCGGACUAGCAUUGCUCAGCCAAAUAAGGGACACCUUGUAUCAUCUGUACAGAUGUGUGCAAGGCCGGGACGAUUUAUUGUGCACUCUGUCUUGUUCUCUAGUUGCUGCUAUGACAGAAAUACCACCAGUAGACGU
Echinops telfairi (small Madagascar hedgehog) is the source of this 1570-nucleotide messenger RNA. RefSeq names its product gastrula zinc finger protein XlCGF7.1-like. NCBI's taxonomy places the organism in Eukaryota, Metazoa, Chordata, Mammalia, Afrosoricida, Tenrecidae. The record is from RefSeq and is a predicted model, not a curated record. The coding region runs from base 514 to 1443 and encodes 309 amino acids. The transcript is spliced from 5 exons.